CACAAGCUUUUUUUGCCCAGCCGACGAGAACUCACAAAGGUCUGCGCUUGACGGUGUCUACCUGCUACAGGCGACGACAGAGUGGGCGAAAAGUUAAGACCCUGGCAAGAGCUUCUUACCGACAUUCAUGGCAGCAGCUCCCGUGAUCCUGACGCCGGCCACAGCAUUUUCCUACAGGGACUGAUCGCAGUCUCGCAGAGGAGCGCGGAUUUAUCAGUACAGCGAGACGAGCGCCAAGUGUGACGGACAACUUACCGACACGAGGAGGAGGAUUUGCAUCGACAUAGCAGCCUCGUGAGUCUCAGCUUGCGACUUGUGCAGGAGCAAUUGGCGGUCUUGGUGGUCGAUAGCGAUGGCGAGACUUGCAUCAAUCGAUCCUGAACUUGUUCUCCGCUUUCAGAUCCCCGACUCAUUCUGGGAGUACACGGAGAAAGAUGUCGCUCUGUAUGCUCUGGGAGUGGGAGCUCCGGGUCCUGAUCCGGUCGACCCUGUGGAGCUUCCGUUCGUCUACAAUCCGAAAGGGUUGGAGCACCUCAAGGUGUUGCCGUCCUUCGCCGUGAUUAUUCCAGGCUCCAUGAUGGAGACUUUGGCUUCCAUAGAUGGAUUGCAUUACGAUGAGACAUUGCUUCUCCACGGAGAGCAGUACAUGGAGAUUUACAAGGCGAUCCCGACUUCCUGCAAAGGCCGAAGCACGAAGAGAAUUUCAGGCCUGCACGACAAAAAGAAAGCAGCCAUCGUCGAGGUGGAAGUGAUGAACUACAAUGACAGAACCGGGGAUCUUCUGAGUCUCUGCAGGUACACCAUUUUCCUGCGAGGUGCGGGAGGCUUCUCUCCAUCUGCCAAACCCUUCUCGUACUCGAAGAGAACCAUGAAUCUGAAGAACGCAGGCCGCCCGCCACCGAAAUCGGCACCCGCCGAUGUCGCCCCGUCGUUUGUCGUCGAGGACCAGAGCCAAACCUCGCAGGCGCUGCUCUACAGGCUGUCUGGGGAUGCAAACCCUAUACACACAGAUCCCAAGGUUGCUGCUCAAGCAGGGUUCGAGCGGCCAAUCAUGAUGGGAUUGUGCACUUACGGGUACGCUGUUCGGGCUAUCAUCCGAAGCUGCUGCCAUGGAGACCCCAGCAUGAUGCAGAGCUUCCAGGGCCGGUUUCUUUCUCAUGUUUACCCCGGAGAAAAAUUGACGACGGAAAUUUGGCUCGAUGCAUCUCGUGCCAAUGUGACGUAUGUAUGCAAGGCCGGUGGUCGCAAAGUUCUGGCUGGAAUUUCUACUCUGGCUACGUCGUUGAGUCGAUUGUAGAUUCUUGUUGAUUAUCUUCAGAUGGUCGAGCUGCUGCAGUUUGCUUCUGAUGUGAUUUGAGCUUCGACGUGCUUUUAGGUUGACUGUGUCAGGGUCAGAACUCCAACUGUAUAUAAAUGCGUCAAUUGUACAACUUCUACGAUAAGAAAGCGUUGUUGAGGUACAACUCUGGUGUCAAGGGUGUGAUUUCGAGGCUGAUUUCUGUAGGCGUGAUUAAUUUUACUCGGCAAAUAGAGAAAGAGUCAGUUUAGACAUUUGAAAUCGGUUCCGAAUCUUUAUCCUAAGAUGACUGAUCGGACACGAUUUGCAAAUGAAUACCUUCGCAUUUGAUAAGCUAGCAAAUUUCAGUAAAUUGUGUCAGUUUCCUGAUC
Messenger RNA from Marchantia polymorpha subsp. ruderalis, 1668 nucleotides. Lineage: Eukaryota; Viridiplantae; Streptophyta; Marchantiopsida; Marchantiales; Marchantiaceae. The record is from the annotation of a GenBank genome assembly.